This is a messenger RNA of Coprinopsis cinerea okayama7#130, 1203 nucleotides long. RefSeq lists its product as hypothetical. The coding region runs from base 1 to 1203 and encodes 400 amino acids. NCBI's taxonomy places the organism in Eukaryota, Fungi, Basidiomycota, Agaricomycetes, Agaricales, Psathyrellaceae. The transcript has 4 exons. The record is from RefSeq and is a predicted model, not a curated record.
AUGAGACCACCGUCUGUCCUCAAUGUACACUCGCCAACGUCGUCGUUCGCGAUUCUUCAUUCACUGAUAGAAGAAUCUAUUGACGACCUCUACAAUAAGCUUAGCCGCAAAGUCUACACUGAUUAUCGCGGCGAACGGGUCGGACCAGGAUGGCUCAAGUACGAAUACAACGAUUCUGUAUGGAACCUUGACGAUGAAUCCGAUUAUGCUAUCUUUACCUGGAGACAACGAGAGACUGGGAAUACUGCUCCAAUCGACAAUCGCGACGACCACAGUCACCAUCGAGAGCCAGUAGCGUCGACAUCUCGAGUGACGUUACAAGACAGCGACUCCAACACACUGCACGAAGCAUCUACCCCUGUUUUGCACCUUCACAAUCCCGCCAUCCCACUACCAGACCGUAACUCGUACUGCAAUCCUUCGUACUACGUCUUCCAGCCCUCUCGAGCGCACCACUGCCAUCCUCCUCCGCCAAGUGGCCAUGGCAGCAUCAGCCGUACCCCAUCGCGCACCUCCAAGAAGAGCAGAAGGACAGUUGGAAGUGGCAUUGUAGAUGCGGACGACGGGAUACCAAAUUUGCGCAAGGAAUUCGAAAAGUUCCACUCGGAGAAUGGAGUGAGGACUGUUAUGGGCAGUAUUGGGCCGGUGGAAAAUGUACGGAUGCUCCUGAAAUCAGGACACAGGCAUGUCUACAUGUCGCGCAAGUUCGCAGUGAAGCAUGGCUUCGUACCGAAAGACUCUACCCCCGGCAACCAUGGAUAUGUGGGCUUACUCUCUAUAGGGGAAUGGCCCAUUACGCUCGUUCCCUCAGCCUCUUCACCCCAACCCAUGAUCCCGUACACCGCUUUACCUGAUCGCCCUUUCCCGGAUUCAGCUUCUCAACUAGGGGGACCUCACUACUCGAGCCAGCACCAUAAUCGAGCACAUAGCAUAAAGAGCACGGUUACCUCCCGAACGAAGAAUCCCCGAAGCUACGAACAUACCGCACCGAAGAACGGAUUGACUCCCGUCAUGGUACAAGUAUACCUCUCCGAGGAACCGCACUUCGAUGUUGUAUUGGGCAGGUCGUUUUUCGAGAAACGGCAAGUAAAAGUUAACGCAGCAGACCCUACGGACGUUUGGUGCCUUGACACAGGGGAAAAGAUUGAAUGCGAGCUUGUCAUACUGAAAGACGGCAGAGGGGAGAUUGUCACUGUGACUUAG